This is a messenger RNA of Aspergillus chevalieri, 1611 nucleotides long. Its product is annotated as putative alanine aminotransferase. The record is from RefSeq and is a predicted model, not a curated record. The coding region runs from base 1 to 1611 and encodes 536 amino acids. Gene Ontology annotation, molecular function: pyridoxal phosphate binding; L-alanine:2-oxoglutarate transaminase activity. Gene Ontology annotation, biological process: biosynthetic process. NCBI's taxonomy places the organism in Eukaryota, Fungi, Ascomycota, Eurotiomycetes, Eurotiales, Aspergillaceae. The transcript has 3 exons.
AUGGUCUGGCAAAUGAGACUCGUGUCCAGCAUGCGGGCAAGUCCGCUGCUGCGACGCCCAAUUCUCCAGGGCGUCUCCCGGCCGAUAGCCUUGUCCACGUCGCGCAUCAUGGCUCAAACAACCGUGCAAUAUACCGCCCGUCAAACCCUCUCGACGACCGUUCCUCGUACUCGCAAUCUCGACCUCGACAACAUCAACCCUCAUGUGAGAGAAGCCAAGUAUGCCGUCCGUGGUGAGCUGGCUGUCAAGGCCGAGGAGUUGCGCGUGAGACUGGCACAGGGAGACAAGUCGUUGCCCUUCGACAGCGUCAUCUUCGCGAACAUUGGCAACCCGCAGCAGCUGGAUCAGAAGCCCAUAACCUUCUUCCGUCAAGUGCUCAGUUUGGUCGAGAACCCGUCGUUGUUGGAGAACCCGGAGGCGCUUAAGAAGUCGUUCGGCUACGAGCAGGAUGUCAUCGAUCGCGCUCAUACUCUUUUGAAGGAUGUGCAGAGCGUGGGCGCAUACAGUCACAGUCAGGGUGCCCCUAUUGUUCGGGAUAGUAUCGCUAAGUUCAUUGAGGAGCGUGAUGGAUUCCCCGCGAACCCUCAGGACCUCUACUGCAGCGCUGGUGCUUCGUCUGGUGUCAACACGCUUCUUAACGUGAUCUGCAAUGGCCCUGACGCUGGUGUGCUCGUCCCUAUCCCGCAAUACCCUCUCUACACUGCCACACUGUCUCUGUUAAAUGCGCACUGCGUCCCCUACCUCUUGGAAGAGGAGCAGGCUUGGGGCACCAAUGUCAAGGCUAUUCGCGAGUCUGUGAUGCAGGCCAAGUCCGCUGGCAUCAACGUUCGUGCCAUUGUCGUCAUCAACCCAGGCAACCCCACGGGUGCUUCGUUGAGCCCGGAGGACGUCAAGAACGUUCUCGAGCUCGCUGCAGAGGAGAAUCUGGUGGUGAUUGCGGACGAAGUUUACCAAACCAACGUUUUCGCUGGCGAAUUCACCUCGUUCAAGAAGCGCCUCCGCCAGCUCCAGCAGGAGGAGCCUAAGAAAUAUAAUGACGUGGAACUGGCUUCCCUUCACAGUGUCUCCAAGGGUAUGGUUGGCGAAUGCGGUCAGCGUGGUGGCUACUUUGAGCUGGUCGGAUUCGACCCCUUGGUUGCUGCGCAGAUCUACAAGUUCGUCAGUAUCAUGCUCUGCCCGCCGGUUGUCGGACAGUGUCUACUCGAGCUAAUGGUGAACCCGCCUAAGAAGGGUGAUCCCAGCUACGAGCUGUACCAGAAGGAGUACAAUGGCAUCCGGGACGGACUGCACAAGCGUGCGCUUGCUCUGUAUGAUGCUUUCCGACAGAUGGAGGGUGUUGAAUGCCAGGAGCCUCAGGGUGCCAUGUACCUCUUCCCCACAAUCACGCUUCCUACCAAGGCCAUCGAGGCUGCCGCUGAAGAGGGCCGCGCUGCCGAUGAGUUCUACUGCAUGCGCUUGCUCGAAGCCACCGGAGUCUGCGUUGUCCCUGGAUCUGGAUUCGGUCAGAAGGAGAACACGCUACACUUCCGGACCACAUUCCUUGCGCCUGGUACCGACUGGGUUGAGCGGAUUGUGGAGUUCCACAACAAGUUCAUGGCCAAAUAUAAGUAG